Cebus imitator (Panamanian white-faced capuchin) is the source of this 3240-nucleotide messenger RNA. It is a transcript of the gene CARD10, whose product is annotated as caspase recruitment domain family member 10. The transcript has 20 exons. The record is from RefSeq and is a predicted model, not a curated record. Gene Ontology annotation, biological process: regulation of apoptotic process. The coding region runs from base 35 to 3124 and encodes 1029 amino acids. NCBI's taxonomy places the organism in Eukaryota, Metazoa, Chordata, Mammalia, Primates, Cebidae.
GUGCCUGUCGCCCGCAGACCCCGAGGACGCGGCCAUGCCGGGCCGGGCGGAGGCGGGGGAGGCCGAGGAGGAGGCGGGGGCCGGCUCGGGGUCCGAGGCGGAGGAGGACGCGCUGUGGGAGCGGAUCGAGGGCGUCCGGCACCGGCUGGCGCGCGCCCUGAACCCGGCCAAGCUCACGCCGUAUCUUCGCCAGUGCCGGGUCAUCGACGAGCAGGACGAGGAGGAGGUGCUGAGCACCUACCGCUUCCCGUGCCGCGUCAACCGCACCGGGCGCCUGAUGGAUAUCUUGCGCUGCCGUGGCAAGAGGGGCUAUGAGGCCUUCUUGGAAGCCCUGGAGUUCUACUACCCUGAACACUUCACGCUGCUCACCGGCCAGGAACCCGCCCAGCGCUGCUCCAUGAUCCUCGAUGAGGAGGGGCCUGAGGGCCUGACCCAAUUCUUGAUGACAGAGGUUCGGCGGCUGCGGGAAGCUCGAAAGAGCCAGCUACAGCGGGAGCAGCAACUGCAGGCCCGGGGCCGGGUGCUGGAGGAGGAGCGGGCAGGGCUGGAGCAGCGGCUGCGGGACCAGCAGCAGGCUCAGGAGCGCUGUCAGCGGCUGCGGGAGGACUGGGAGGCGAGCAGCCUGGAGCUCCUGCGGCUCAAGGAUGAGAACUACAUGAUCGCCAUGCGCCUGGCCCAGCUCAGUGAGGAGAAGAACUCCGCUGUGCUUCGCAGCCGUGACCUGCAGCUGGCGGUGGAUCAGCUCAAGCUGAAGGUGAGUCGGCUGGAGGAAGAGUGUGCACUGCUGCGAAGGGCCAGGGGGCCGCCUCCUGGGGCGGAGGAGAAGGAGAAGGAGAAAGAGCCGGACAAUGUGGACCUUGUCUGUGAGUUGCGUGCCGAGAACCAGCGGCUGACGGCGUCACUGCGGGAGCUGCAGGAGGGCCUGCACCAGGAGGCGAGCCGGCCGGGGGCCCCGGGCUCUGAGCGAAUCCUGCUGGACAUCCUAGAGCAUGACUGGAGGGAGGCGCAGGACAGCAGGCAGGAGCUGUGCCAGAAGCUGCACGCCGUGCAGGGGGAGCUGCAGUGGGCCGAGGAGCUGCGAGACCAGUACCUGCAGGGGAUGGAAGACCUGCAGCUGAAGCACCGUACACUGCAGAAGGACUGUGACCUGUACAAGCACCGCAUGGCCACUGUCCUGGCUCAGCUGGAGGAGAUUGAGAAGGAGCGGGACCAGGCCAUCCAGAGCCGCGACCGGAUCCAGCUGCAGUACUCGCAGAGCCUCAUUGAGAAGGACCAGUACCGCAAGCAGGUGCGGGGCCUGGAGGCAGAGCGGGACGAGCUGCUGACGGCGCUCACCAGCCUGGAGGGCACCAAGGCUCUGCUGGAGGUGCAGCUGCAGCGGGCCCAGGGUGGCACCUGCCUCAAGGCCUGUGCCUCCUCCCACUCCCUGUGCUCCAACCUCAGCAGCACUUGGAGCCUGAGCGAGUUCCCCUCCCCUCUGGGAGGCCCAGAGGCAACAGGGGAGGCCGCUGUCACGGGGGGAUCUGAGCCUCACCCCUCGGAGGAGGCCACAGACAGUGAGAAGGAGAUCAACCGGCUCUCCAUCCUGCCCUUCCCGCCCAGUGCCGGCUCCAUCCUCCGCCGGCAGCGCGAGGAGGACCCCGAACCCCCUAAGAGAUCCUUCAGCAGCAUGUCAGACAUCACAGGGAGUGUGACACUUAAGCCCUGGUCCCCUGGCCUCUCUUCGUCGUCCUCCUCUGACAGCGUGUGGCCUUUGGGAAAGCCGGAAGGCCUCCUGGCGCGGGGCUGUGGCCUGGACUUCCUUAACAGGUCUCUGGCUAUCCGAGUGUCUGGCCGGAGCCCCCCAGGGGGCCCAGAGCCACAGGACAAGGGCCCAGAUGGACUGUCAUUUUAUGGGGACAGAUGGUCUGGGGCUGUGGUGCGGAGGGUGAUCUCUGGGCCUGGGUCAGCCAGGAUGGAACCAAGAGAGCAAAGAGUGGAAGCUGCUGGUCUGGAGGGGGCGUGCCUGGAAGCCGAGGCCCAGCAGAAAACCUUGCUCUGGAACCAGGGGUCCUCACUCCCCUCCCUGAUGGACUCAAAGGCCUGCCAGUCCUUCCAUGAGGCCCUAGAAGCCUGGGCGAAGGGGCCAGGGGCCGAGCCCUUCUACAUCCGUGCCAACCUCACCCUGCCCGAGAGGGCAGAUCCCCAUGCCCUUUGUGUGAAAGCCCAAGAGAUUCUUCGGCUGGUGGACCCGGCGUACAAGCGGAGACAGGAAUGGUUCUGCACCCGGGUUGACCCCCUCACUCUGCGGGACCUGGACCGGGGCACUGUGCCCAAUUAUCAGAGAGCCCAGCAGCUCCUAGAAGUUCAGGAGAAAUGCCUGCCUUCCAGCCGGCACCGAGGCCCCCGCAGUAAUCUGAAGAAGAGAGCCCUGGACCAACUGCGGCUGGUGAGGCCCAAGCCUGUGGGAGCGGCCGCAGGGGACUCCCCAGAGCAGCCGCUGCUGGAGCCCUGUGGAGAGCCAGAGCGCAGCCUCAGACCCUACAGUUUGGUGCGGCCACUGCUGGUGUCUGCCCUGCGGCCUGUGGUGCUGUUGCCUGAGUGCCUGGCACCCCGGCUCAUCCGCAACCUGCUAGACCUGCCCAGCUCCCGGCUGGACUUCCAAGUUUGCCCCGCAGAAAGCCUCUCUGGGGAGGAACUGUGCCCAUCCUCAGCACCCGGAGCCCCCAAGGCCCAGCCUGCCAUCCCCGGGCUGGGCAGCAGGAUCCGGGCCAUCCAGGAGUCUGUUGGGAAGAAGCACUGCCUGCUGGAGCUGGGUGCUCAGGGUGUGCGGGAGCUGGUGCAGAAUGAGGUCUACCCCAUCGUCAUCCAUGUGGAGGUGACCGAGAAGAACGUCCGGGAAGUCAGAGGUCUGCUGGGCCGGCCGGGCUGGCGGGACUCAGAGCUGCUGCGGCAGUGCCGUGGCUCGGAGCAGGUGCUCUGGGGGCUGCCCUGCUCCUGGGUGCAGGUGCCCGCCCAUGAGUGGGGCCACGCAGAGGAGCUGGCCAAGGUGGUGCGCGGCCGCAUCCUGCAGGAGCAGGCCCGCCUCGUGUGGGUGGAGCGCGGCGGCGGCAGCAGAGGCUACGGCGGCAGCAGUGAGGCCUGAGGCUCAUCUGAUACCUGCGGCUUCUUCCCAGGCCAGUUGCGGCGAAGCUGGGUCCUCCCGCCCUGAGCCUUCCUAGAACCUUGGACUCCCAGUCGCAGGGCCCUUGACUCUGGCCU